Bactrocera oleae (olive fruit fly) is the source of this 963-nucleotide messenger RNA. It is a transcript of the gene Rab18, whose product is annotated as RAS oncogene family member Rab18. The record is from RefSeq and is a predicted model, not a curated record. Gene Ontology annotation, biological process: vesicle-mediated transport. Gene Ontology annotation, molecular function: GTPase activity; GTP binding. Lineage: Eukaryota; Metazoa; Arthropoda; Insecta; Diptera; Tephritidae.
CGUCUGUGUGUUCAGCGCUUAAAUCAAUUUUGACAAGUAGUCUGUUUGAAAGAAAGUUCUUGACGUGUAACUGCAUCGUAAAAUUAUCGAGACAACAUAUAUUGCUAGUGAAGAUACCUCCUUACACAGUGCCAGAAUUAUCGACAUAAAGCUUAAUAAAAAUAAACUACAUAUAUGUGCAUAGAUAUUUCCAAUUCUAUAUUGCAUAUUUUAGAAAAUCGUAGCGACGUUAACGUAUAAUAAAAUGAACGACAGAACUAUUAAAUUGUUGAUAAUUGGCGAAAGUGGAGUUGGAAAGUCUAGCCUCAUUCGUCGGUUUACUGAAGAUAAAUUUGAUGACAAUCACGAUGUAACUAUUGGAAUGGAUUUCAAGAGUAAAGUUGUAAAUAUUGAUGGCCUCGAAUAUAAAUUAGCGCUUUGGGAUACUGCAGGUGCUGAAAGAUUUCGAAGUCUUACUCCCAGCUUUUAUAGAAAGGCGUUGGGAGCUGUAUUAGUUUAUGACAUCACUAACCGCGAAUCAUUAACCAAAUUAGAAGCGUGGCUUGCAGAGCUUGAAAAUUAUAGUGACAAUCCAAAUAUUGCUACUAUAGUAGUAGGAAAUAAAGUCGAUAAGGAACGAGUUAUUAGCCGUGAAGAAGGUUUGAAAUUCGCUCGAAAACAUAGAGCUCUAUUUCUGGAGGCCUCAGCAAAGGGAGAUAAAUUUGUUGCAGACGUUUUCAAAGAAAUAGUUGAAAUGAUUGUGACAUCGGAUUACUAUAGUUUUUCUCAAAAUGGUGGAAUGAUUGAUCUAAAUGCAGAGGAAGAGACGGGUGCAUCAAACUGCAGAUGUUGAUAAAUGUUUACAAUAAAUACUGUAUGUAAUUUUGUUUUAACAAUAUAUAUGUAAGUCAAGUUAUCAUCUAUUUAUAAAAAAUUUAUAUUUCGUUAGCUUAUUAAUUAAAAAUAAAAAGUAUAUAACAAAAA